This is a messenger RNA of Rotaria sordida, 197 nucleotides long. Lineage: Eukaryota; Metazoa; Rotifera; Eurotatoria; Philodinida; Philodinidae. The record is from the annotation of a GenBank genome assembly.
UAGCAAAUGUUAAUCAACAGAAAUCACAUAUUUCAAUUUACAAUCCGACAUCAUAUUAUUAUACAGUACCUAAAGGCCUCAUACUAGGUACAACAACCGUUCCUACAUUAUCUUUUAGUAAAUGUACAUCUAUUGAUCAUCAAUUAGUUAAUGAUAACAUCAAUAAAUUAACUCGACAUAUUACAGAUUCAACAUAA